AUGGCCACCAAGACUCGCGCCCCUCUCCCCGUCUCGCCUGGGCCCUGGUCGCUCCAAGGCGAGGCGUGGAUCUUCAUCAUCCGCGAUCAGCCCUUCUCGGAGACGCCCGUCCCGCUCCCCGAGGGCAACUACGCGCCACUCGAGAAGGGCAGCGCUGGCGACCUCAGCCACCGCUUUCACGGCGGCACUGGCCUGUUUCUCGUCAUUCGCUACAGCGCCACACCGGUCGGCCGGUACGACGAGAUCAUGAUCGUGCCAGGCUUGUUCUCGUACAAGGUCAAGGGCCGCAAGGACAAGCUGUAUCGCUGGGCCAUCACGAGGCUGUACGUCUCGCGCGACGAGUCGACUUGCAACGGUCGCCCUAAUUGGGGCAUCCCCAAGCACACGGCCGACUUUACCUUCACCGACGUCGCCGACGGCUCGCAGCAGCUUACGGUCCAGCACCCGGUCCCAGGCGCUACCCCAUUCUUCCGCUGCCGCCUCCAGCACUCGCGCCUCACGCCCUUCUCGUUCCCGGUCUCGACCACGUGGCUCGAGACGCGCCUCGCCAAGACGCUCCUCGUGCGCCACUACGAGAUCGAGCUCAUCCAGCCACCGUGCCCGGCCGCCGAGGGCGACGACGACCCGCGCAUCGCGCCCGAGGGCCAGCGCGCCGAGGCGCUCAAGGAGGGGACGGGCUAUCGUCGCGUUCUGCACCCGGCGUCGGGCUGGGGCAAGGCGUGCAAGCUCCUCCCGGCGCCACCUGCGGCCGGCGAGCCUGGGUACGGGCAGGACUGGAGCGAGUUUGGCGACGGCAAAAGCUUCCCCAAGUUCAAGGGCUCGUACCUCGAGCGCCUCAACGUCCACCUCCUCACGUUCGACAUGCUCGUGCCGCUCGCCGAGCUCGUCGACGUCGAGGACGAAUGA
Messenger RNA from Rhodotorula graminis WP1, 906 nucleotides. RefSeq lists its product as uncharacterized. The record is from RefSeq and is a predicted model, not a curated record. The transcript is spliced from 5 exons. The coding region runs from base 1 to 906 and encodes 301 amino acids. NCBI's taxonomy places the organism in Eukaryota, Fungi, Basidiomycota, Microbotryomycetes, Sporidiobolales, Sporidiobolaceae.